CUUGUUCUGACGUGAUAGAGAAAAUUUUCUAAAUUGUGGUGCAGCUGGAAUAAAAUGAUUUCUCCGUUUUUUAAAAUGUUUUUCUGGUUUAUUUUCGCGCUCGCGUGUCGUAUCGUUUAUCUUUUGCUUUCGGAAAGUGUUUUGUUGUGCGAUUGGUGUUGGAAAAGUGGCUUGAUAUCGAAUAAUUUCAUUGUAAACAGAUGAAACUACAUCGGGAAAUCAACAGCUUACAAGUAUAGAUUAUAAUCCGGCACUUAUACUCCUACAGCAAAUCUGUAUAAAGUUGAUAUCGAUAUCAAUAUAGUUAUGAUUAAAUCAAAACAAAUUUUGUUUUAGUUUGUGUUGUUUAUAUAACAAAUUGCUGGUUGCUACGUACAUGAAAAAUGUGUGGCUGGUGCUCAAAAGAAGACCUGUUUUUGGAAAUCCCAGGAACGUCAAGUUUAUAAGCUCGACCUCGCUUUCAGAACCUGCAAAGGGCGGCGUUUCAAUUCCGCCUCCAAACGAGCGUUCAGCAAACAGGCAGGCCUGGCUAGCGCUCAACUCCACCAUCGAAUGCACGAGGUGCUGUUCUUCGGAGGUCAUGGCGUUCAAAUACGCCGGUGCAGAACCUGCUGGAAUGACCACCGUAGACUCGGCAAGCCUGGCGCUCAUCACCGCCAUCGAACGCAAGUGGUGCAGCUCCCCAGAGGUCAGGAGACAAACCUGGCGUUCACGCCGGUGCAGAACCUGCUGGACCAAUCAGCGUACAUGAUUAUUCGGUGUUAAAUUACGCCAAACUGACGCGCGCUGAAGGUCGGAACGACCACCGUAGAACCGGCAGGCCUGGCGCUCAACUCCACCAUCGAAUGCACGAGGUGCUGUUCUUCGGAGGUCAUGGCGUUCAAAUACGCCGGUGCAGAACCUGCUGGAAUGACCACCGUAGACUCGGCAAGCCUGGCGCUCAUCACCGCCAUCGAACGCAAGUGGUGCUGUUCCUCGGAGGUCAUGGCUUUCAAAUACGCCGGUGCAGAACCUGCUGGACCAAUCAGCGUACAUGAUUAUUCGGUGUUAAAUUACGCCAAACUGACGCGCGCUGAAGGUCGGAACGACCACCGUAGAACCGGCAGGCCUGGCGCUCAACUCCACCAUCGAAUGCACGAGGUGCAGCUCCCCAGAGGAUGGCCUGGCGUCAUCGAACAUCCCGAAAGCAUGCGGUGCAGUCCCCUUCCUCCCAGAGAUCAGCUGACAUUCAUCACCGCCGGACAAACAGAAAGAAAGGAAAUCAGACUUGAACACGCAUUUUUACGUUGCCAGAUAAUAUUAGAAACUCAAUGUUUUUUGUUGUUUUGUGUGUAUUGUAGGUGAUAAAGCGACAUUUAUCUUUGAAUAAAGCCUUAAAAUU
Culex quinquefasciatus (southern house mosquito) is the source of this 1381-nucleotide messenger RNA. RefSeq lists its product as uncharacterized. The record is from RefSeq and is a predicted model, not a curated record. Lineage: Eukaryota; Metazoa; Arthropoda; Insecta; Diptera; Culicidae. The transcript has 4 exons. Bases 377 to 751 code for a protein of 124 amino acids.